AUGUCGUGGGAGACGAAGAAGAGGAAGAAGAGGAAGACAACAUCGUUGAACUUGUCUGUACAGGCUUCUGUCAUUGCUGGAGGCUUCAGUGACGAUAGAAAUCAUCAGGACAUUGUACAGUUUCAGAUUAAUAACAUGUCUGGCCUCAAAAGCUUGCUUCGCUUGGUCACGCACAGAGGCAAAUGGAAUCAUGUUCAUAAAACGGUGACAACAUGGUCUUCGGUAGGAGCUGCUUUCAAUGCACACACUCAGAGGAGGUUGAACCCACUGGAGAAAAACGUGGUUUGUGUCCUUCUGUGGUUUUGUGCGGCUACAGCACCCUAACGCUCAGUAGUAACCCUAACCGUAUAUAUCAUAGAUUGAAUCGGUCCAUGGUACCUCUGUGUAAUGUGUGACCUCUCUUUUCAGGGUUUGUUUGGAGUACCAGAGCUCCGCUGUCCUUCUGGUUUUCAGCUGGCAACAGAAACAGUUCUUAAAAACACAGACCAUCUGGUAGAAAAGGCUUGUUCUUGUAUAUCCGGGGCUGAGACAGUGGAGUAUUUUGAUAAGCUAUCAGAUGGUUUGUGUAAAGUGGCUGAUUUGGUGAGUUGAAAGUGGGAAAACUAAAAACAUUUAAAUAUCUUUGUACACUACUGACAAGACGAAACAGAUAUUGCACAGUAGGGCUGGGCGAUAUAACGAUAUAUAUCGAAAAUAAAUGUCCUUCGGUAUCGAUAUAAAACUUUGGCUGUGUCCGAAAUGGACCACUCAAUCCCUAACCCCUAAUCCCCAUAUGGGGUUUCGCUAUAUAGCUGACUAUGUAGUGAGCUCAAUCACCCGAGGUUUCGGACACUACAUGGCGCACUGUUGUGACAUCACUGUCUUUUAUUAAAGCUCUGAUGUGACAACAGAAGUGAAAUAGAGAGGCAAAAAAACCUCUGGGUUGGGAAAGCCCUAAAAAUCGUCUUCCCAGAUCUUCCUAAAUCGAGCACAAUAACAGCCGUUCCAAGCAAUUACAAAGCAGUAACAUUACUAAGAUUAUAAAUACGAUCGAAAAUAAUACUGAGAGAACUAUAAAAACAUUCUCACUCCCAUCCAGCAGCGGAGGCAAAUCGCUUCCCUGAGAACGGGGAGCUUUUCUCCACCUUAAAAUGAUAAAUUUAUCCGCGUCUUCGUCUGUACCUGAAGGUAAAAUAAACAACAGAUAUUUUCUGGUGCUUCUAUGAAACACAAUAAAUAUGAAGUUGCGUAUUUUGCAGUAUUAUUUUAGGGCCAAUGUUUUGACAUCACAUUUCUUUGUCUUUUACGACCAAAGCAUUUAAAACAUAUUUUUUCUCAAACUGUGCUGUUACCUGGGAUUUAGAUCUAUGCGUGAACUGUGAUUUCUCUUCUUACAACAGGCAGACUUUAUCAAAGUAGCACAUCCAGACCAAGCAUUUCGAGAGGCCGCUGAGAAGACCUGCAUAGAGAUCGGCACAGCUGUGGAGAAGUAGGAAAAACAUUUAUAAAAUUGAUUAAAAAUGCAGAAUAUAUAAACAAUGCACAUUGAGCUCAUGGGCACAAACAUAUUGUUUCAUUCUGCUGAUACAAAACUAAUCCAGGUCACUGAAAGACUUUUUCAAUGCUUGCUUGUUGUAUGUUUCAGAUUGAACACUAAUGUAGAGCUAUGCAAGAGCUUAAAAAAAUUGCUAGACAAUCCCGACAUAGUGGCUAAACUGGACCCAGAUACCAGGUAAUCUCACUACCAUCUUAUUUGAAAUGUGACUCUGAGGAAGGCGUUGAGAUUUCUUGGGAUACAGGAUUUAUCUCUUCAUUUUUUUCCCCUCGCAGACGAGUUGCAGAGUUGUUCUUGUUUGACUUUGAAAUCAGUGGAAUUCAUCUGGAUGAUAAACUGGUAAGACAAUCAUAAAGGGAGACAUGUAUAAGAACAAGGAAUUUGACAGAUCUAAAAUCUCAAAAUCUGUGUGUCUCUCUCUCUCAUUUGUGUCUUUGCUCUUUUUGCAUUUUUUCUGCAGAGGAAAAAAGCCGUUGCCCUUCACGUGAAGCUGUUGGAUCUUAGCAAUGAAUUUCUAGUUGGUACUCACCUUCCAAACAGGAUAGCAAAAUCUGUUAUUCCUGAGCAUCUACAGCUACACUUUGCAAGUGAAGGAAAAUAUGUCCAAGUUACAGGACUGCAUGCAGAUUCCCCUGAUGAUUUGGUAUGUAUUGAGUUAAUCAUAAGAGCAUUUAUCCCUUUUCCUCAGGAGGGGGUACUGUUGAACUUCAACAGAUCAUGUACAUGACUCUGCGACAUAUUGAAAAUUAUUGUAAGAUGUACUAUAUUCUCUUCUGAAUUGAAAUCUAAUUGUUUUUCAAAACCUUGGCAAUGUGAUCUUUUAGGUAUAUCUAUUAUUGCAACAUUAGUUUGAUUUACCUUUCUGCUUUUGAUAAGCAAUUAUGUGUAGCUAUGCACUAUCUCCAAAAUGACAAAAAAAAAUUGUCAUACUUGCGCUGCAAAAAUCUGACACUUCAAUGACUAUUUGUGGAUCAAUAACCAUUUGUACAUACACAUACACACCAUACACACCAUUUGUGUAUUUUUCUGGUCCUUCUUCAUUGUUUUCUUUGUCCUCUCUUCCAUUUAAAGGUGCGAGAAAUUGCCUACCGGAUUUUUCUUUAUCCGAAUACAGAUCUCAUGGAGUGUGUGGAAGAGCUGCUAAAAUGUAGAUACAAGCUGGCCAAACUGGUGGGCUAUGAGACAUACGGGCACAGGGCCCUAAAGGGGACAAUGGCAAAAACACCAGGUUAAUGUGAACGCUCUCUGCUUCAAUGUCACCAUGGCUAGUAUGACCACGUGUUGCAGAUUCUUUUUUGGUAAAAUUUCUCAUAUAGUUCAACACGUUUCAACAAAGUUUGACUGCCUUUCACAGAGACAGUGAUGAACUUUCUUCAGCUGUUGACAGACAAGCUGUCAGACAGGUACAGUUAACUCUUCAAAGUUUUUCUCCAUGAUGUGAAAAAAGUAUCUAAAACAAACCAUCCAAAAAAUGCUAUCAACGAUUUUGUUGAUGACUUAAAGUGAACAAGUCUAAGAUUGAGGCCCAAGAGGCAAUCUUUAUUUUUGCUUGAGUGCCCCAUUUAUGAAUUUACCCUUAUUUUUGAUUAUGUGCUUGGUGCUUAUUACUGUUGGUGUAAACUCAAAGGGAUUAGGGUUUAUGUGUCAAACUUUAUUCAUAGGAUUACCUAAACAGUCUAAAGUUACAAUCCAGCACGACACAAGAACUUUAUUUACCCUAAAGGGAAAUUUGUUUGCCUGUAAUCUCAGAUAAACCAACUGCAGACAAACCAAGUUAUAAUCUGACCUGCCCAGUGGUGGUGAUGCAGUGGCUCUGUAGGCUUCUUUGACGUAGGCAUACAGCAGAUCCAGGGUUUUGUUUUCUCUGGUAGGACAGUCAACAAAUUGUGUAAAUCUAGUCAGGUGACAGGAGAAGGUGGCAUGGUAAAAGUCAUGUGAUAUUAUUGCCUCAGGAUGUUGAGUCUGUAUCCUAGCAACAGUAUCAUGGAGAACAUCACAUGGAAUUCCAGAAAUUGUAAAAAUUGACUUAUCUCUAAAUCUCACAGGACAGCCAAAGACUUCGAGAUGAUGAGGAACAUGAAGAAGAAAGUCAACCCUCGUGGCUCUGUGAGUCGUUUAUUCUCUUUGGCUACAAUAUUUCUAAAUACAAGAGUAUUUUCCUUGGCUGUAUAAUGACAAAACAAGUAUUGUAAUAAAUGGAAAAAUAUCUUAACACUCUUUUCAACAUAAAUAUCACAUAAAUCCUUGACCAGUAUUCAGCAUUUUAUGCUUAAAAGUUCAGUAAGUUAAAACGUAUUAUGUUGUAUUUGUGUAUUGAUUUAUAGGACCUCAUGCCGUGGGAUCAUCCGUUCCUCAGUGGUGUUUUGCGUGCUGAAAGGUGAGUGGUUACUUUCCUUAUCUGGGAUUGUUUUAGAAAGUUAUCUUGAUUGUACAUCAUUCUGCGGUUAAGUGUUUGUGUUUUUAGGUUUCUUGGUAGCAUGUUGGAGGUUGUCUGUAGAUCCCAGUUUGUUGUCAGGGCCGAGAUUUUCAAAGCCCAUCUCUCCGGUUUUGCCUGUCUUAAUUGGAAUCCAUCUUGAAAUCAGGUUAUCCAAAAGAAGAAAAGGAUUCUGUUAUCAAAUGAGUUUCGAGGGUGAUCUUAAAUCGCCUAAAGCGUCGAUAUUAACCUAGAUGGAGAUUGGAUAACCUGCGUUGUAGGACAAAGCUCAUUAUUUAUAAUUAGUCUUUGAAAGUGAUGUUCUUCCUCAUUCUUGUUUUUGUUUUUUCUCUUGGCAGGUACAACAUAGAGCCCAGUCUUUACAGUCCCUAUUUUUCUUUGGUUUCCUGUAUGGAUGGUUUGAACAACCUUUUCUCUCAGCUGUAUGGUGUGUCUCUCAUGUCUGAACAACCAGCUGCUGGAGAGGUCUGGAAUGAGGAUGUCCGCAAACUGGUAAAUAUACAUAAUAACAAAAAGCUGGUUUUGUUAGGUCUCCGGCUCUUCUUGGUAUGAGUUAUGUUUUGAUGAUAGUUGUUUGUGAGAGGUCGUUAGCUGAAUGCUGUUCUCAAAGGUCUGAAUGUUUUCUAAUAUGUGUGUUUUAUUGUGGGUUUAUGUUUGUAUGUGCAUUCUCAGGCUGUUGUACAUGAGACAGAGGGAUUAUUGGGAUACAUCUACUGUGAUUUUUUCCAUCGCCCAGAUAAACCUCAUCAGGUGAAUAUGUCUACUCUCAUAUCCUUAAUUUUUGAUGGUUCAUGUUUGCUUCUUCACUUUAAAUAUAAACCAAAUUUCCACUCAGGGAUAAAUAAAGUUCUUAUCUUGUCAUAUCUCAUUAAAGCAGAUCCGGUCUAGUUAAUAAACCAUCCUCAGGAGGUUUGUUCUGACCCCUGGAAUUUUUCCAGAAAAUUGUUGCAAUUCCAAUGUUUUUAUUUUACAUGUUUAUUUCCUUUACGUGCAUUGGACCAACAUCAAAAAAGCAGAAGAAAAAAGCCAAAGUUGACAUAAUUUGACACAAACUCGGCUUGUAAAAACCUUAAAAUAUCUGCUAUUUGAUACUAGUCAGUUAAGUAUCCAUAUGUAACAGGGUUGAUGACCUAAAAGGAUGGUUUGUUUUCAAUUGUAUUCCAGGAAUGGAGUUGUUUUAUUUCUUAACAGUGUUGGUCUUCCCACCAUCAUUUUCUAUCAGGAUUGUCACUUCACUAUCCGCGGCGGCCGCUGGUGCCAGGAAACUUCUCAGUACCAGCUUCCAGUUGUGGUGCUGAUGCUGAGUCUUCCCCAGCCAAACAAGAGCGCUCCCACCCUGCUUACCCCUGGCAUGAUGGAGAACCUCUUUCAUGAGAUGGGACAUGCCAUGCAUUCCAUGUUGGGACGCACUCGCUACCAGCAUGUGACAGGUGGGCUAAUCUGUCCAGACCUUGUUUACACCUGUGCAAUGCAAGAAAUGUAUCACUAACUUUUUAUCGCUUUAAUUUUGUGAUAUCAGAGGUUGCAAACAUAAAUUACACUGUAAAAAUACAAAGUUUAUUGUUGCACUGCUCUAAGAAGCAUCAUCACCAGCAUGGGAUAAGGAUUUACACUCAAUAAGAAUAUGUUCUGUGCAACAUCCUUUUUAUUCUUAUUUAAUACUACUAAUAUUAUUUCAUGUUUUAUUCAGGGACCAGAUGUGCGACUGACUUUGCUGAAGUCCCCUCCAUCCUCAUGGAGUACUUUGCCACAGACUAUCGAGUCAUCAGCCAGUUCGCUCGCCAUUAUGAAACUGGACAGGUACGUUUUAACCCUUAAAUUAAAUCCGCUGUGAAGUCUUUGCACCAAAAACAGUGGGAAGUGGUUGUAGAAAUAUGGUGGGGAUUCCAAUUUAUAAGUUUUGUUUACAUCAUUCAUUACUAUUUGAUGACUAUUUCAUAUGUUGUAUAUGAGCAAAUAAUAACAGCAAAAUUAUAACAUUGCAAAGAAGGGAUUAUAUAAGGUGAAAACAAUGUUUGACAUGAUUCUGUCUGUGUCUGCUUCUGCUCAGCUUCUGCCUGAGAGUAUGGUGGCUCGCUUACGUGAGUCCAAGAAAGUAUGUGGGGCUGCAGACACCCAGCUGCAGGUAAGAUGAUGACCAGCUGAACAUACAAAACCUACAGUUCUCUCUCAAAGUAUAUUUACCUUUUACAAGAACCUCAAAAUGUGGUGGGGGGGUCUUUUUUAGGAUAAAGCAUCAAAAGAUGUCUAACUUUCAACAUCUAACAGCACUUGAUGAUUAAAGGAGCUACACAGCCUUUUCAUAUAUAUAUAUAUAUACAUAUAUAUAUAUAUAUAUAUAUAUAUAAUUUGGUGUUCAUUUUCACCAAAUUUCACCAAUUUCAGUUUUUUUCUAGUUUUGAAGCAAAUAAAAUGAUUCACCAUUUUUUUAUUUUAAUGUAAGUGCUUCUGCUCUGAAUGCGUUAUGGAUGGUAAAUAGGGACAUCAUGACUAACAUAAGCAGUUCCCUCUAUCGAUGUGGAUAUUUCCUGUUUUUUUAAUGUAAAACAUGAAUGUGUUUGACUUACUUAGUUGAAAUUGUGUCAAACUCUAUAUUCUGCCUACGUUUGACUCACUGUUUCACUCAAUGAACAAAUCCUCGCCCUGUCAUGUUGUGUUUUUUAUGUUAUAUGUUUUGUGCCCAGUUGUCACAUAUGUAUGUACUGUAUUACUAAAAGAAAACUAAUAAAAAGUACAUUCAAAAAAAUAAUAAUAAACUCUAUAUUCCUCUGGGCAGAUUUUUUAUGCUGUCUUGGACCAGAUCUAUCACAGCACGCCUCAGAAACACACUACCACACAGAUCCUCCAGGAGAUGCAACAGAAAUUCUAUGGCUUGCCCUACGUACCUAACACGGUAAAUCCCUCACUUUAUAUUUAUGAUUCAAAAUACCGUCUUUUACUAAUAUAUUUGCCUAGUGUCUCACCAUUAAAAUGUUGUAAAAUUUGACCAAACUGUCACUGCUAAGCUGAUCAGAAACAAAAAUAUUCUUGAAGGAAAAGUCCUCACAGAACUCACAGCAGCAGGAUAGUUUAGCUUUUCUUUUUGGUUCUUCACAAACUAAGAAAGCUUGCUAUGUUUACAUUAAUGUGGUAUUUGAAUCUGGAAGUGCUUUAAAGAAAAGAAGAUUCCCUCCUUCUGAGUGUGCAUAACACUUCAUGUCAGUCAGGUUUUUGUCAUCAAAUUCCCCAUAGAGAGAGUCAACAUGCUGUUUAGCAUCCUCCAUAUUGACAGGGCUUGAGACUGCGACCAAAAUUGCAUAUAAAACCUUAUUUCAGCGCGUGUUGGUAAUAAUGUAAUCUAGUCACAUUUGUGCACCUGCAUAUAUUUUAAAACUCACUCAAACACAGGCCCUGUAUUAGACAUUGUUGUUGAAAGUUCCCCUCUUUUUCACUGGCUUAGUCAGUCUCCUCCACCUGCACUCUCUCCUGUCCUGAGGACAGAGCGCUGUCACGUACACGCACGUAUGUGCAUCACACAUCAAAGACAGACAGAACUUCACAACAAGUUUUUCACUGUUUCCACAAAUGGAGCGCUCUAUCGCUGAUUAUAUAAAAUAAUCAAAAUGAGGAGAGAGAGGAGCAGGCUGGUGGUGAGGGAGAGCCAACAGAAAGUGCCAAAUUAGACAGUAGUGAUGAUGAAAAGAACAGGGAGACGCAGAGAGCCGAGCAGCAGGUGAAGAAGAAAAAUACUGCUUUCAACCAUAACAUGAAACUUUAAUGUGUUUUUUUAUUUCUACUCAAGGCAUGGCACCUGAGAUUCAGCCACCUGAUUGGCUAUGGUGCCAAAUACUACUCUUACCUUAUGUCCCGUGCUGUAGCCUCAAUGGUGUGGAAACAGUGCUUCGUUCAGGAUCCUUUAAACAGGUAAGUCAACCUUUGAAUGGUAAAUUUCAAAAGUAAACUGUCAAAUUGAGCAAACUGAAAUGGCAGACAAUGUUUCUCAGCUUUUAUAUCAGUCUUCUCAUUUGAUUCCUUCAAAACUGAUGAUAAUGGCAGAAGGAAUCUUUUUGGACUUCAGCACUGAGGAUGCAAGGACCCUAUUGGAAUUUAAGGAAUUAUUGUUGCACUCUCCGCCAAACAAACUGCCUUUUUGGAGGCCUUAACAUGCCUGACAACUUGCACACCCAUCAGGCUUGUGUGAAAUUUAUGGAUUUUAAAGAUCUGGAAAAAUGAUGCUCUAUAAUGGCCCCUAAACUUUUCAAAAAGGCCUCCCCAUAAAGGGUUAUUGUGACCUACAUGAAUGAGUUUCACUGUGCCCAAAGACUGAGCUUUUCUCUUAGCUGUUCUUCAGGGGUAACACAUUUCUUUCCUGGUAGUAAAUCCAACCAACUUUAUUUUUUAUUUAUGAACUUUUUUCUUGCACAGCCAAAAGGCAAAAAUAGACUUGACUUUGUGUUUCAAAAUGUUUGUGAUUACAGACACUGGUCUCUAAGCAGUAGCACUAGCGUUGUUCUGGCAGAGUUAGUUGAGCUUUUAGGGAAGAAUAUCACAUGUUCCCAGACAGUGUCUUAUGAUUUUCUCUCUUGUCCUUUCCCUCUCUCUUUGUCAUGUCAGGGACAUGGGUGAACGUUACCGACGAGAGAUGCUGGCACAUGGAGGAGCCAAAGAGCCAAUGCAGAUGGUUGAAGGUAAGACAUUUGGGCCUGUAUUCUCUUUCAGCAUUUUGGGGGGCUCUUACCCUCAGGCAGCAGUCUUCCAACCUUUUUCUGGACAUAUACCAUCGUCAUAUUCAUCUGCUUUGUUUGUUGUGUAGUUUUACAGUUUAUUUUUGUUUUAGAGUUUUAAAAUAAUUGUUUUGUUCCUUGACAUAUUUGUUUGUUUGUCCCCAAAAAUGGACAUUUUGUCAUAAUUCCUAGAUUUUUUAAAGGUUGUUGGGCUGCUCUUUCAGAUUUAGUCUCUUCAGCUCAGCUACUUGCAAAUUUUGCACAAGGUCUUUCUUCUGAUUGGCCACCUCUCCCAGGGCUUUCCAAAGGUCACACAAGGACAAAGCUUGAUGCUUUAGGCCCACCCCCUCUACUGUAGUCAUGUAAAGCAAUCGAGUAGUGCGGCAGAGCAGUGUUACACCUCUCCACUCAGGGCGUCACCUCAUGCGUUGCUGGGCAGACCAUUCCACUGUGCUGGAAGCACAGAUGAACCAGUUAGGAGAGCCUAUUCAGUGUUUCCCACAGGAUGGGAAUCUAUUUCUGGUGGUGGGUUGCCAGGGGUGAUCCUAAUGACAAACUUAUGUUUAAGGACUGACAUCUGAGUUGCCAGUUAAGAGAAUGUUAAUUCACUUGAAGCUCUGUUAGUUUGCAGAUAAAUAAAGCAUAUUCUUGACAGCUACUGUUGCCUCAGUGACAAGACAGGUUGAUGAGGAAACCUCUUAUUCUAGAAUCUUAUUGCGAGAUGUCGCUAAGUAUUCUCAUUCUAUAGAGGUAUUAUCAGUCUACGUCACUCCCCACUCUACUGUGCCCAUGUUGCCUUCAGCGAGAGAGCAGCAAGAGCAUUGAUCAAAACGCACAAGUUUUACAGAAUACCAUCAACUCGCACACGUUUCAAGGCAAACAAAAGACAAGUUGCUUACAUGAAAUAUCUUUAGUAUUAUGCCCUAUGCACAUAGUAUGUGUUGAACUUUGAGUUUAAAUUGUCAUGUUAAAGUCAUAGUUAUAAAAAAAAUAAACAUGCAACACCACCAGAGUUCCCUCCUUCAUUAAAAGCUGCUUGCUUUUUGUUUUUGUAUGACAGCGAUGCUGCAGAGGCAGCCCACCAUUGAGGACUUUGUGGAUGCCCUGGUGUCUGAACUCCACCCCAAUUUUGAGACAUACAUCAUGGACUCUGAAAGUUGA
This is a messenger RNA of Xyrichtys novacula (pearly razorfish), 9832 nucleotides long. The record is from the annotation of a GenBank genome assembly. Lineage: Eukaryota; Metazoa; Chordata; Actinopteri; Labriformes; Labridae.